Messenger RNA from Rhagoletis zephyria (snowberry fruit fly), 368 nucleotides. RefSeq lists its product as uncharacterized. NCBI's taxonomy places the organism in Eukaryota, Metazoa, Arthropoda, Insecta, Diptera, Tephritidae. The record is from RefSeq and is a predicted model, not a curated record.
UUUCGCACACACGGUUUCUUAAACCUCUAUUGAUGCCUAUUGGUCUCAAACAAAGAUUAGUAUAUGUUCUAUCAGAAGAUAUAAUUUUGAACUAUAAUCUUGAAGGUACACAUGGUAAAAAGCGCAUGUUAUUGUAUCCAAAGCUAAUGAGUGUGCUAUACAGUGCAACCGACCGUCCCGGCUGGUCUUAUAAAUUAUUCUUAGAUGAUUUGCGCAGAGGUUUUCAAUUUGGCAAGAAGAAACAUUUUAGACAAAAAUGUAGAUUAAAUAAAUUAGCCGCCCCUAAAACUUCAAGAAAUCCGUUGUCAAGCCCGGAGGAGGAUAAUGAUGAUGAUGAUGAUCCCGACUAUAAAUGAGUGUUUGUCUUA